CUUGAGUUGACUCGAGUGAGAAGAAGACAGCGAAUAAUCGCUUCGUCGAUUCGACCGCUCGAGGGGAAGGCCGAAGAGAGUGUCGAGUGUCGCAGCUAUCCCCUCCGUUGGGUGCACGCUGGCUGUAAAAAGGCUUUGAACUGGCAUCAACUGGCAUCGCUACUACGGAUGCUACGGAGCCGAGGCGAUCAGGGUGAAUAUGGCCGUCUGACAAAACAUUCCAGGCAUAUCAGCGAUCAACGACAUGGUGUCGCUUUUGCUCGGGCAUGUUACACGACGGUGAUCACGAAACGACGUCAUCUUGACCGAAGUUUCUCUACAUACGAGUGACGCAACGACGCGAACGUGGGGACCGGAGGCAGCGCGGAAGGUGCGCGGUUGUCCGCGCGGAACUCCAUUCGCCAGUUCUGUCUGUGGGGAAAAAAACCGUAAUAGGUGUGCUGACGGUCCCGCUGGCAAUCGUGAGGGUGAACGGAUUGCAUCAGGGCGACACGGCGUGCGAUCGUGAUCCGAUCCACGAACGUAUCGCUCCGCAACGAGGACGAGCUAGAGAGAUAGAGAGAAAGAGAGAGACAGAGAUAGAGAUAAAGACAGGAAUUGAUCGUUCGCGAUCAUGACAAUUUUAUCGAAGAAGAAGGCGAAUGCGCCGAAGGACAGGACGCGCGAGGGAGGCGCCGGACCCGAGGUCGACGUUCAUCACGGGGUAGUGCAGAACGAGCACAGUUCCGGCAGCAUCACCCUCCCGAACAGUCCUUAUCAGGUACGGGGCGCCAGCGGCUUCGCCGUCGAUCUACACGGAGUCCAAAGCGAUCACGGAUCUCACAGUGGUUCCCUCGUGCUGACUGGAAAUUCGUACGAGACAAAUGAUCGCCGUGAAGACAAACAUUUUGAAGAUGGGAGUGGCCCGAGUCAUGGUAAACGUCACAGACAGAGAGUCAGUCCCCACAGCUGUAUUGGUAGACCUUCACGUGUGAAGCGUGAACGAGAAAGGGAUAGAGGUAGAGAAAGGGAGAGAGAGAGAGAGCGUGAGAGGCAGGCUACUCCACCUGCUGCUUCUUGCAAUGGCUCGCAAGGUACAGAUACUAGUGUAAAUGGAAGAGUAAGCAUUGUGGGAAAUGCCUCAAAUUUGGAACACGAAUUGGCAAAUGGCUACAAUAGUGGAGAUGAAUAUACAGGACAUACUGAAAAUGAUGUUUCAUUAGCUGAAUGGCAGGACAAGGACAGAUGGUUUGAGAAGCGCCUCAAGAAAAAGGGUCUUGUACUGAAGAAAAUGGCAGAGGAUGGAGCUUGCUUGUUUAGAGCAGUAGCAGAUCAAGUGUAUGGCGAUCAGGAGAUGCAUGGAAUUGUGCGAAAACACUGCAUGGAUUAUAUUGCUUCCAACCAGGAAUUUUUCUCUCAUUUUGUGGCGGAGGAUUUCAGCACUUAUGUAGACAGGAAAAGACAAGAGUAUGUUCAUGGAAAUCAUAUAGAAAUGCAAGCUAUGUCAGAAAUGUACAAUCGUAGUAUUCAAUUAUAUUGUUAUAGCACUGAACCUAUCAAUAUUUUUCAUACUAUGGUGGAAAGUGAUAAUGAACCAAUCAGGCUGUCUUAUCAGCGCAAUAGUCAUUAUAACAGUAUAGUUGACCCAUUUAAAGCUACUAUAGGCGUCGGACUAGGUUUGCCAUCAUAUAAUCCUGGUGCUGCCGAUCGCGCUCUGAUAUCCGAUGCUGUUCGUCAGAGUGAGGAGUUGCAUAUCGAACAGACAAUGCUGGAGGAUAAAAUAAAAGCUACCGACUGGGAGGCGACUAAUGAAGCCAUCGAGGAGCAAGUUGCUCGGGAAAGUUAUUUGCAAUGGUUACGUGAUAAUGAGAUGCGUAAAGCACGUUCAGCCAGUAGUAGCAGUACGAGCACAGUUACGAGCGCGCAACAUAAUCAUUCACACUUUCAUUCACAUGGAGGUCGUGGACAGCAGCGUAGCCAUACCUCUUCUCCGACCACGACACAAACUAGCCAAGAUAACUUACGUAAUUCUCCAAAGGUCAGCGAUGCGGUACGAUAUAGCAAGAGAUCGCCGCAACAUCAAUCGACUCAACAAGGAUCCAGUAUAUCCCAUCUGCCAUCGGAUUUCGAGGGAAAAAUGAUGCCACAAGAGCCUGUGCCUGGAAGUAGCAAAGAGGCAAACGCGUCUCCCGAUAUUUCAUUGUUCAAUCGCCUUCCUCCCGAAGUAUUUGGUCUGACGGAUUGGGAAGACAGCCAAAUACUUUCACAAGUGCUGGCGACGUCACAACAAGAGUACUUGGAUAGCCUGAAGCAGUCACGCGUGUCCGUGUCCGCCGGAAAUGAUAGCGCCAAUACGAUAGAGUCUAGUAACAGUUCUAUUAACAAUUCUUGAAAUGCGGUCGGUAACGACAAAGUUCAAAAGAUAUCAGAGUAAAGAUAUAUACAUUUAUAUAUUGCAAUAUCAUCUAAUCCCAUAUUGUGCUAGGACAUAAAGCGAUUUGCUUUGUUUAUCCGUGAGUAAAUGUUGCAAUAAUCACCGUUUGGUUUCCAUCCUUUUAGUCUUUUCUCUUUGUCUUUCUCUUUCAACAACACGUAACAUACGUAUGGGAUUUUUACAAGUACGUACGUUAUUAUCAUUAGACGCUUUGUUAACACUAACAAAGUAGCUGCAUAUCUUUUUUUUCGUUGUGGGUACCUUUACAUUACCAUAGAAAAUAACUUUCAUUAUUUUUUUUCUAAAUUACUAUUACUAAAAAAAAAAGAAAUUUCUUAGUUUUUGUUAUAAUAAUCAAUAUAUAUUACGCUCCUCUCGGAGUUUGAUAUUUAUCUUAAAAGUCUUUAUCUUGAAAGUAUGCAAUCCGUUUUUAGACAAAAUAUAUUGUUUGAUAACCGUGAUGUUUUCUCUUUAUAUAGUUUAGGUCACAACGCUUAGAGAAAUCUGCAUUACAUUAUUUGUAAAAAAAGAGUAAAUAAAAUAUCAUUUAAUUGUAA
Molecule: messenger RNA, 2970 nt
Organism: Solenopsis invicta (red fire ant)
Lineage: Eukaryota; Metazoa; Arthropoda; Insecta; Hymenoptera; Formicidae
Gene: Duba
Product: OTU domain-containing protein 5-B
Exons: 12
Coding region: 614-2371 (585 amino acids)
Biological process (GO): protein deubiquitination
Molecular function (GO): cysteine-type deubiquitinase activity; K63-linked deubiquitinase activity
Source: RefSeq, a predicted model, not a curated record